UUACGUGUGUCGCAUCGAAAUAAUGUGGUUCUAAGGUCCUUGCACUUUAUUUACAACAGUGUCAUUAUUUUUAGAUUAAAAUGUUCUUGUGUGAUUAAUUAUCUCUUAUUUGUCAAUAAGCUAUUAACAAUCAUGGAAAAUAAUUCAAUGAAUCAUUUUGCAAAUGCCACAAGUUACGACGAAGGAGUCGAAGAAGUAAAUUGGUUUGAAGAUGUUAUUGUAGAUUCCGUAACAACCAUGGCGCAAGCAUCCUUACCUCCACAUCUUAUCGCUUCACCAGAUGGUUGUGUUGAUGAUGAUACCAGACUAACUUUAGCCUAUGAGAACCUCUAUGAAGUUCCAAGAACAAUUGUUGAAAGAUUCUCUGAUCAUAUUAAAUAUCUGGAUAUCAGUCAUAACAAAAUUACUAAUUUAGAUGCUGUAGUACACUUCAAGCAUUUAACAUCUCUGAUAGUGGAUACAAAUCCAAUCACAGAGAACUGCAUCUUACCUCCACUACCUAAACUGCAGCUACUAUGGUUUAAUCACUGUAGAAUUUCAUCCCUGUACCCAUGGGCAGGCAAAUUAAAGGAAUCCUGCCCCAAUUUGGAAUAUCUGAGUUUGAUGGGCAACCCAGCUGCACCGAGUUACUUCAACGGUGGCACAUUCUAUGAAUAUCUACAGUAUAGAUUAUUCCUAAUCUCAAAGUUUCCAUCGUUAACCCAUCUGGACGAUAGGAAAGUGACUCAAGAUGAAAUAACAGAAGCUAACCGUCUCUACAAAAGACCAUUGGUAGAGAGACUGGUUGGUCCAAGAUCGGGUGGACUGAACCAUUUGAUCCACAGCUCCGUCUCCUGGAACGCCUUCCAGAAUAGAAUAAGCUCCCUCUGGACGAAGGAUAAACCGGGAACAAAGAAUCUGUUGAUAUGACACCACAAUAUACAGUAAAUAUCUAAAUUUAUUUCACAAUACUAUUUAAAUGAUAUAUAAACACGACUAAACACUCACGUA
Papilio xuthus (Asian swallowtail) is the source of this 990-nucleotide messenger RNA. RefSeq names its product leucine-rich repeat-containing protein C10orf11. Gene Ontology annotation, molecular function: protein binding. The transcript has 6 exons. Lineage: Eukaryota; Metazoa; Arthropoda; Insecta; Lepidoptera; Papilionidae. Bases 133 to 909 code for a protein of 258 amino acids. The record is from RefSeq and is a predicted model, not a curated record.